CGAAAAGCGGCGUCUCCGUGGCGCCUGUCCCCUGUGUGUGGCAGGGCCGGGCGGGCAGCGCCGGGCAGCGCUCGGUGCCUGCAGUGCCGGGAGGAGGCUGCGGGCGCCGCUGUUGACCGAGAGGAGCGAGAGGGAGAGCGGAGCGCUGCCGGCAGCCCCGCCCGCUGCGGAUCGGCUCGCUCGGCUGCUCGCUCUGUGUGCGACCGUGCGGGCCGCGAUCGUGCCCGCGGUGCCGGUGUAUUCUGCAGCCAGGGAGCGGCAGCAGCGCAGGGUGCAGAAGCUGAGAGCAUUGAGCGGCAGCGGGAGUUGGAUCGGCGCUGUUGCGGUGCCGGCGGUGGCGCGGCGGAGAUGAGCGCGGCGGGGAGGCGCUGGGGCCGGCGGCAGCGAGCUCUGCUCUGGGCCGUGCUGCUGGCGGCGUGGGAGGCGGCGUGGGGGCAGCUGCGCUACUCGGUGCCCGAGGAGAUGCCCAAGGGCUCGUUCGUGGGCGAUGUGGCCAAGGACCUGGGGCUGCAGCUGCCGGCGCUAAGCGAUCGCGGUGCCCGCCUUGUCUCGGAAGGUAGGACGCAGUAUUUCUCUCUGCACGGGAAGACGGGACAUUUAGUGACGGCGGAGAGGCUCAACAGAGAGCAGCUGUGCCGGUUGGUGGAGAAAUGCGUGCUGAGCUCUGAACUGAUAGUGGACGGACAGAUGCAGGUGUACGGAAUUGAAGUAGAAAUCACAGACAUUAACGACAACGCGCCGAGCUUCCGAGAGGCAGAAACAGAACUGAGAAUGAGCGAGAUGACAGCCCCGGGAUCACGGUUUCCACUUCCUAGGGCUCACGACCCGGACUCGGGCCGGAAUUCCCUGCAGAGCUACGAGCUGAGCGGUGACGAGCACUUCUCGCUGGCCGUGCAGGCGGGCCCCGGCGGCGAUCAGCGUCCCGAGCUGGUGCUGGCCAAGGCGCUGGACCGCGAGGAGGCGGCGUUUCACGAGCUGGUGCUGAGGGCGAGCGACGGCGGCGAUCCGGCACGGACGGGCACGGCUCGGAUCCGCGUGACGGUGCUGGACGCGAACGACAACGCGCCCGUGUUCAGCCAGGCGGAGUACACGGUGCGUGUGCCCGAGGACGUGCCCGUGGGCUCCGUCCUCGUCACCGUCACGGCUACGGACGCAGAUGAGGGUCUUUACGGGCAGGUGACAUACUCUGUGAAGAAAACGACCGACAUGGCAUCGGAUAUUUUCCAUCUGGAUACUGAAACGGGAGACAUCAAGCUGUUGACGAUCCUUGAUUUCGAGGAAGGUGUUUCGUACGAAUUGGAGGUGCAGGCACAUGACGGUGGAGCUCUUUUCGACACUGCAAAAGUCGCGAUCACUGUGACAGAUGUUAAUGACAAUGCGCCCGAACUGACAAUAUCAUCACAGCUGAACGAGAUCCCAGAGGAUGCCCAGCCGGGAACUGUGGUGGCCCUGCUGCACGUGCAGGACCGGGACUCCGGGGCCAAUGGCGAGGUUCGGUGCUCGCUCUACAAGGACGUCCCGUUCCAGCUAGAGAAGAGUUUCAAAGACUAUUACCGUGUGGUGACAUCGAGAGAGCUGGACCGCGAGCAGGUGUCGGAGUACAACGUGACGGUGCGGGCGGCCGACGGCGGGUCGCCGGCGCUGCAGAGCAGCGCGGUGCUGGCGCUGCGGGUGCUGGACGUGAACGACAACGCGCCCGUGUUCGAGCAGGAGCGCUACAGCGCUCGUCUGGCGGAGAACAACGCGGCGGGCGCGCUGGUGCUGACGGUGCGCGCCACGGACGCGGACUGGGGGCAGAACGCGCGCGUGCGGUACCGGCUGCGGGAGGGGCGGGUGCGGGGCGCGCCGCUGUCGUCGUACGUGUCGGUGCAGGCGGAGACGGGCGCGCUGUACGCGCUGCGCUCCUUGGACUACGAGCAGGUGCGCGAGCUGCAGCUGUGGGUGCGUGCGGAGGACGGCGGCGCGCCGGCGCUGAGCAGCAACGUGUCGGUGCGGCUGCUGAUCGUGGACGAGAACGACAACGCGCCGCAGGUGCUGUACCCGGCUUCGGCGGCGGCGGCGGCGGCGGCGGGCUCGGGCGCUGCGUGGUCGGGCGUGGAGCUGGCGCCGCGCUGGGCGGAGGCCGGCGCGCUGGUGGCCAAGGUGGUGGCGGUGGACGCGGACGCGGGGCAGAACGCGUGGCUGUCGUACGAGCUGGCCAAGGCGACGGAGCCGGGGCUGUUCCGCGUGGGGCUGCACAGCGGCGAGGUGCGCACGGCGCGCUCGCCGCUGGCCCGCGACGCGGCGCGCCACAGCCUGGUGGUGGUGGUGAAGGACCACGGGCGGCCGGCGCUGUCGGCCACGGCCACGCUGAGCGUGGUGCUGGCCGAGAGCGUGGCCGAGCUGCUGGCCGAGCUGGGCAGCGCGGCCGAGGCGGCGGCGCCGGGCGAGGCGGCCGGCAGCCUGACGCGCUGGCUGGUGCUGGCCGUGGCCGCCGUGUCGUGCCUCUUCGUCGCCUUCCUGCUGCUGCUGCUGGCGCUGCGCCUGCGCCGCUGGCGCCGCCAGCAGCUGCUGCCGCCCGCCAGCGGCGCCUUGCGCGGCGUGCCCGUGUCGCACUUCGUGGGCAUCGACGGCGUGCGCGCCUUCCUGCAGUCCUACUCGCACGACGUGUCGCUCACGGCCGACUCGCGCAAGAGCCAGCUGCGCUUGUCGGGCGCCAGCUGCUGCGACACCCUCCCGGCCCGGCCGCUGCCCGACGAGCCCGCGCCGCUGCUCGGGGAGGAGGAUGUGGCCGCCGCCCCGGAGCGGAGACCCCGGUGCCGGUGCAGCCCCGGUCCCCGCGCCAAGCCGGGCCCCCGGAGCGCGGCCAUCCGGCGGCUGCAGUGGCGUCGCGGCGCCUCCGGGUGCCGCUGUUGGCCGCCGCCGAGCGGCGCUGGAGCCGCGGCCGCCGCAGCGUCCUGCCCCCGCAGGCUGCUCGCUCGCCCGGCGCCGGCCACAGCGGCAGCGGCAGCGGCAGCGGCGAGAGGCGGCGCUUGUCGGGGAGCAGCGGCGUCCGAGGCGGCCCGAGCGGGCUGUGUGCGCUGCGGCGGGCGCUGCGCUGUGCGGCGAGAGCGGCUGCGAGGGAGGCGCGGCAGCGGCAGGAGGCAGGAGCGCGGCGAGCGCUGGCGGCAGAGAAUGGCGGUGAGGCGGCGGCAGAGGCGCGGGCCGGGCGGCGGGCGAGCGCUGCUGGGCGCGGUGCUGCUGUGCGUGUGGUGGCGGGCGGCGGCCGAGCGGGUCCGCUACGCCAUCCCCGAGGAGCUGGGCACAGGCUCGCUCGUGGGGCCGCUGGCGCGGGAUCUGGGGCUCAGCGCGGACGAGCUGCCGGCGCGCAAGCUGCGGCUGAGCGAGGAGAAGCAAUACUUCAGUGUGAAUGAGGAGAACGGGAACCUGUACGUGAACGAGAGGCUGGACCGGGAGGAGAUGUGUGGCGAGUCGCCGAGCUGCUCCGUCAGCUUCGAGGUGCUGGUGCACAACCCGCUGAACGUUUUCCAUGUCGAGGUGUCCAUCGAGGAUGUGAACGACAACUCCCCGACCUUCAGCAAGGCUGUUCUGUACCUCGAUAUCGGUGAAUGGAUUCCUCCCGGGACUGGUUUUCCUCUGGAGCUGGCCCAUGAUGCAGACGUGGGCAGCAACUCGCUGCUGACUUAUCAGCUGACCGACAACCCGUGCUUCUCCCUGGCCAUGAAGGACAGUCCGGACGGAAGCAAGCUGGAAUUAGUCCUGGAGAGAGCACUGGACCGUGAGAAGCAAAGCUCCUAUGAGCUUGUGCUGACAGCAGUGGAUGGAGGAGACCCCGUGAAGUCCGGGACUGUCCAGAUUCGGGUGAACGUGACGGAUUUAAACGAUAACCGACCCGUGUUCGAGCAGGACCGGUACCGCGUGAGACUCCGUGAAGACGCGCCGCCGGGUUCGGCAGUCCUGAACCUGUCAGCCUCGGACGCCGACGCCGGUACCAACGCCCACAUCACGUACAGCUUCGGGAAAAUGCCGAUCAAGGUGCGUCAGAAGUUCGUGGUCGAUGCAGAGAGUGGGUCAAUCACGCUGCAGGAGGCGCUGGACUUUGAGGAGACGAGCGCCUUUAGCCUGGCUGUGGAGGCGAAAGACGGAGGGGGUUUGGUGGCGCACUGCAAGGUGGAGGUGGAGGUGCUGGACGUGAAUGACAACGCGCCCGAGAUCACAAUUCUGUCCCUCUCGAGUCCCGUGCCCGAGGACGCCUCGGUCGGCACCGUGGUGGCCGUGCUGAAAGUGCGGGACAGGGACUCCGGCGAGAACGGUCAUGUGUCGUGCGAGCUGUCGGGGGAGGCGCCGCUGUCGAUCGUGGCGUCGUCGGGCGGCUCGUACAAGGUGGUGACGGCGAGCGCGCUGGACCGCGAGCAGGCGGCCGAGCAGCGCGUGACGGUGGUGGCCCGGGACCGGGGCAGGCCGGCGCUGCGGAGCAGCAGGGAGCUGGUGCUGGAGGUGUCGGACGUGAACGACAACGCGCCGGUGUUCGAGGAGGCGGCGUACAGCGCGUACGUGGCGGAGAACAACGCGGCGGGCGCGCUGGUGGUGCGCGUGCAGGCGCGGGACGCGGACGCGGGCGCCAACGGGCGCGUGAGCUACUGGCUGGCGGGCGGCAGCGCGGGCGCGGCGGGCGCGGCGCCGCCGGUGUCGGUGGAGGCGCGGAGCGGCGCGCUGUACGCGCAGCGCUCCUUGGACUACGAGCAGUGCCGCGAGUUCUGGGUGGCGGUGCGGGCGCAGGACGGCGGCGCGCCGGCGCGCAGCUCCACGGCCACGGUGCGCGUGUUCGUGCUGGACCGCAACGACAACGCGCCGCGGGUGCUGUGGCCGGCGGCGGGCGCGGCGGCGGCGGCGGCGCCAGGAGAGGCUGCGGCGGGAGGGGCGGCGCCGCCUUUCGAGGUGGUUCCGCGUUCGGCCGAGGCCGGCUACGUGGUGGCCAAGGUGGUGGCGGUGGACGCGGACGCGGGGCGCAACGCGUGGCUGUCGUACGAGCUGGUGCAGGCGUCGGAGCCGGCGCUGUUCCGCGUGGGGCUGCACAGCGGCGAGGUGCGCACGGCGCGCGCCGUGUCCGAGCGGGACGCGGCCAAGCAGCGCGUGGUGGCCGUGGUGAAGGACCACGGGCAGCCGGCGCUGUCGGCCACGGCCACGCUGCACGUGGUGCUGGCCGAGAGCUUGCAGGAGGCGCUGCCGGAGCUGAGCGAGCGGGCGGCGGGCGGCGAGGCGGCGGCGGCCGAGCUGCAGUUCUACCUGGUGCUGGCGCUGGCGCUGCUGUCGGCGCUCUUGGUGCUGAGCGUGGCGCUCUUGGUGCUGGCGCGGCUGCGCCGGGCCGGGCCGCCCGCCGUGCUGCGCUGCCUGGGCGCGCAGCGCUUCUCGGUGGCCGGCGCCGCCUUCCCGGCCGACUUCUGCGAGGGCACCUUGCCCUACUCCUACAACCUGUGUGUGGCGGCGCCGGCCCGCGCCGUGCCCGAGGCGGCUUGGCCGCCGCCGCCGGUGCCCGUCCUGUCUGCGGAGGAGCUGCUGGGCGGGGAUUCGUGCGAGAAGCCCGGCCUGAGCAGUGAGCUCGUCGUGGGAGAGCCGCCCGCCGAUGCCGACGCCCCGCAGGUGUGUAAAGCGGCCGGGCGGGCAGCGCCGGGCAGCGCUCGGUGCCUGUAGUGCCGGGAGGAGGCUGCGGGCGCCGCUGUUGACCGAGAGGAGCGAGAGGGAGCGGAGCGCUGCCGGCAGCCCCGCCCGCUGCGGAGCGGCUCGCUCGGCUGCUCGCUCCGUGUCCGAGCGUGCGGGCCGCGACGUGCCCGCGGUGCCGGUGCAUUCUGCAGCCAGGGAGCGGCAGCAGCGCAGGGUGCAAAAGCUGAGAGCAUUGAGCGGCAGCGGGAGUUGGAUCGGCGGUGUUGCGGUGCCGGAGGUGGCGCGGCGGAGAUGAGCGCGGCGGGGAGGCGCUGGGGCCGGCGGCAGCGAGCUCUGCUCUGGGCCGUGCUGCUGGCGGCGUGGGAGGCGGCGUGGGGGCAGCUGCGCUACUCGGUGCCCGAGGAGAUGCCCAAGGGCUCGUUCGUGGGCGACGUGGCCAAGGACCUGGGGCUGCAGCUGCCGGCGCUAAGAGAUCGCGGUGCCCGCCUUGUCUCGGAAGGUAGGACGCAGUAUUUCUCUCUGCACGGGAAGACGGGACAUUUAGUGACGGCGGAGAGGAUCGACAGAGAGCAGCUGUGCCGGCUGGUGGAGAAAUGCGUGCUGCGCUGUGAGCUGAUAGUGGAGGGGGAAAUGAAGUUCUAUGAAAUCGUAGUUGAAAUCACGGACAUUAACGACAAUGCACCGAGCUUCCGAGAGGCAGAAAAAGAGCUGAGAGUGAGCGAGACGACAGCCCCGGGGUCGCGGUUUCCCCUGCCAGACGCUCAUGAUCCUGACUCAGGCCGGAAUUCCCUGCAGAGCUACGAGCUGAGCGGUGACGAGCACUUCUCGCUGGCCGUGCAGGCGGGCCCCGGCGGCGAUCAGCGUCCCGAGCUGGUGCUGGCCAAGACGCUGGACCGCGAGGAGGCGGCGUUUCACGAGCUGGUGCUGAGGGCGAGCGACGGCGGAGAUCCGGCCCGGACGGGCACGGCUCGGAUCCGCGUGACGGUGCUGGACGCGAACGACAACGCGCCCGUGUUCAGCCAGGCGGAGUACACGGUGCGUGUGCCCGAGGACGUGCCCGUGGGCUCCGUCCUCGUCACCGUCACGGCCACCGACGCCGACGAGGACUUGUACGGGCAAGUGAAAUACUCGAUUGAGAAAAUUACAGAGAUGGCAUCGCAGAUUUUCCAACUGCAUGGGGAGACCGGAGCAAUCACCUUGUCAAAGAGCCUGGACUUCGAGGACGGCAACUCCUACGAACUGGAGGUGCAGGCACAUGAUGGGGGAGGUCUUUUUGACACGACAAAAGUCGUGAUCACUGUGACAGACGUCAACGACAACGUGCCAGAGAUUUCGGUGCGGUCGGCACUGAGUGAGAUCUCGGAAGACGCCCCAGCGGGAACUGUGGUGGCUCUGCUGCACGUAAGGGACAAGGACUCCGGGGCCAAUGGCGAUGUGCGCUGCUCGCUCGAUGGGGACAUCCCGUUCCGUCUGCAGAGCUCACACGGCAGCUACUACAGCGUGGUGACAUCGAAAGAGCUGGACCGGGAGCAGGUGUCGGAGUACAACGUGACGGUGCGGGCGGCCGACGGCGGGUCGCCGGCGCUGCAGAGCAGCGCGGUGCUGGCGCUGCGGGUGCUGGACGUGAACGACAACGCGCCCGUGUUCGAGCAGGAGCGCUACAGCGCUCGUCUGGCGGAGAACAACGCGGCGGGCGCGCUGGUGCUGACGGUGCGCGCCACGGACGCGGACUGGGGGCAGAACGCGCGCGUGCGGUACCGGCUGCGGGAGGGGCGGGUGCGGGGCGCGCCGCUGUCGUCGUACGUGUCGGUGCAGGCGGAGACGGGCGCGCUGUACGCGCUGCGCUCCUUGGACUACGAGCAGGUGCGCGAGCUGCAGCUGUGGGUGCGUGCGGAGGACGGCGGCGCGCCGGCGCUGAGCAGCAACGUGUCGGUGCGGCUGCUGAUCGUGGACGAGAACGACAACGCGCCGCAGGUGCUGUACCCGGCUUCGGCGGCGGCGGCGGCGGCGGCGGGCUCGGGCGCUGCGUGGUCGGGCGUGGAGCUGGCGCCGCGCUGGGCGGAGGCCGGCGCGCUGGUGGCCAAGGUGGUGGCGGUGGACGCGGACGCGGGGCAGAACGCGUGGCUGUCGUACGAGCUGGCCAAGGCGACGGAGCCGGGGCUGUUCCGCGUGGGGCUGCACAGCGGCGAGGUGCGCACGGCGCGCUCGCCGCUGGCCCGCGACGCGGCGCGCCACAGCCUGGUGGUGGUGGUGAAGGACCACGGGCGGCCGGCGCUGUCGGCCACGGCCACGCUGAGCGUGGUGCUGGCCGAGAGCGUGGCCGAGCUGCUGGCCGAGCUGGGCAGCGCGGCCGAGGCGGCGGCGCCGGGCGAGGCGGCCGGCAGCCUGACGCGCUGGCUGGUGCUGGCCGUGGCCGCCGUGUCGUGCCUCUUCGUCGCCUUCCUGCUGCUGCUGCUGGCGCUGCGCCUGCGCCGCUGGCGCCGCCGGCAGCUGCUGCCGCCCGCCAGCGGCGCCUUGCGCGGCGUGCCCGUGUCGCACUUCGUGGGCAUCGACGGCGUGCGCGCCUUCCUGCAGUCCUACUCGCACGACGUGUCGCUCACGGCCGACUCGCGCAAGAGCCAGCUGCGCUUGUCGGGCGCCAGCUGCUGCGACACCCUCCCGGCCCGGCCGCUGCCCGACGAGCCCGCGCCGCUGCUCGGGGAGGAGGAUGUGGCCACCGCCCUCCCCGAUGAUCCCUCCGCUCCCUCGACCUCUGAAGUCUCUUGA
Molecule: messenger RNA, 8406 nt
Organism: Prinia subflava (tawny-flanked prinia)
Lineage: Eukaryota; Metazoa; Chordata; Aves; Passeriformes; Cisticolidae
Product: protocadherin-16-like
Biological process (GO): homophilic cell-cell adhesion
Cellular component (GO): plasma membrane
Molecular function (GO): calcium ion binding
Source: RefSeq, a predicted model, not a curated record